AUGGGACGAACUGAACCCUCAGUCGGUAGACCACCCGCUAGCUUCCGUCGCGAUGCCCGUGCGAAAAGGGCUAAAGCAACUAUUAAUAAAGUUAUACCGCCCCAACUAGCGGCGCAUCCGCGGGCUCGCCGGGGGAUCGAAGCUUCAGAGUUGAUUGUUGAUCCCCCUUCUCCACAAUCGUCUACUCAAGCUCCCGGUGGGACGCGACAGCAUACCCGUCGGAAAUCUACCGUGGAUGAGGGUCAUGACGGGGCCGGAGAACAAGGAGAGAAGGACAGAAGCAAAGGCCCUCGUAUCUCGUUAUGCGUCGCAGAUACCCUAGAAGCAGCAUACUCCCUACUCCUCGUCCCGGGCCACGAACCAGAGCAGCGGCGAGAUCUCUCCAACACGACAGCUCGUGUUGGCGUGUUGAAUAUGGCGUCGCCAUUAUCUGGAGGCGGUGGGUUUCUAAACGGCGCAUCGAGCCAAGAAGAAUCUCUGUGUAUGCGCUCGACGCUUCUCCCGUCCCUACGGGAUGAAUUCUACCGUCUUCCUGAGCUCGGUGUUGUCUUUACGCCUGACGUGCUGGUGUUCCGUGGUUCUGGUAGCGAGCCUCAGGGUAAGAAAAAAAGGAGCGGGGAAAAGGUAAGGGAUGAUGAGGACGAGGAUAGAGAUGAGAUAGGGGUAAAAGAUACGGGGACAGGGCGGGGAGGCGAAGAGGAAGAGCUCCUAUCGAAACGCGAUCGUUGGUUCGUCGAUGUCGCAUCUGCGGCCAUGAUACGAAUACCUGAAAUCGAGGUCGACGAAGAAUCUGGAUUUGCCCGGUAUGCUAGCGCUGCGGACCGCGAACUAGCCGUGCGUAAGAUGCGCGCCGUGCUACGUGUAUUUACUGCUAAAGGGGUGCGCCGGGUUGUGUUAGGUGCAUGGGGAUGUGGCGCAUACGGUAAUCCUGUCGGCGAGAUUGCGAAGGCAUGGAAGAAAGUCCUAAUUAGCGGGAGCAGGAACGGGAAUAAAGGAGAGAAUGGUCAGCAAAAGAGGAAAGGGAAAGGGAAAAAAAAGGAGUCAGAUUCAGACUCAUGGGAAAGCUUCGAGCACGUCGUCUUCGCGAUCAAAGACCCGGGGAUGGCUCAGGCGUUCGCAACGGCUUUUGGUGAGGAGUUUCUCGAAGUAAAUAAUUCUUUUGGGGGAGAAGGUAAUAUUGGUAGUGAGGAUGGAGAGGACGAUGAAGAGAAUGCUAAUAUGAAGGAGCUCCGUGAUAAGAUUCGGGAGCUAGAGGUGCGCGCCGGACAGGCACAGACGCCUCAGCUUCGAGCCGGGCUUAGUUCGGUACUCGCUGGAUUAAGGAGUCAAUUACCAGAUUCUGAUGAUGUUUCCUCCCGGGCGGACCCUGUAGAUAGUCGAGGUGACAGGGAUGAUGAAAGUGAGAGCGAGGGUGAUGACGAGUCGACCAAAAGAGAGUCGGGGAGCGAGAUGAAAACCGAAGCGGGCAUUAUAACGAGAGUUAAAAUUUAA
Messenger RNA from Daldinia childiae, 1491 nucleotides. RefSeq lists its product as uncharacterized. Lineage: Eukaryota; Fungi; Ascomycota; Sordariomycetes; Xylariales; Hypoxylaceae. The record is from RefSeq and is a predicted model, not a curated record. The transcript has a single exon. The coding region runs from base 1 to 1491 and encodes 496 amino acids.